AUAAUGCAUCUAAUCAAUGUAUUAAUCAAUUUUCUGUUUUCUAUUAAUCAAUUGAUGGCCUCUGUAUAGUAUAUUAUUAAUGAUUAACACCUUCGUGAAAUAUCUCAAAAUCAAAAUAAAUAAAAUAACAAAAAUUCUCCGUUUCAGUCAUCGAUGAGAGCCCGCUGUAAGUGUAUCAAAACUCUCCGCGACGGCAGCUUCUUCCUCUUUUGACUCGCCCGAACACCUCAUCGCCUCUGCGUCGGAGCUCAACAAUCAGUAAUCGCGUUUGUAAAAUUUCAGUCGGAAUUUGGGGAUGGCGAUUCUUUACGGCGUGGUGGCUCGCGGGACGACGGUGCUGGCGGAGUUCAGCGCCGUGACGGGGAACACCGGCGCGGUGGUACGGCGGAUACUCGAGAAGCUCAGCGAGACCGAUUCGGCCGAGUCGCGGCUCUGCUUCUCUCAGGAUCGCUACAUCUUCCACAUCCUCCGCUCCGAUGGCAUCACGUUUCUCUGUAUGGCCAACGACACCUUCGGGAGAAGGAUCCCAUUCUCGUAUUUGGAGGAUAUCCAGAUGAGGUUUAUGAAGAAUUAUGGGAGAGUGGCUCCUUAUGCGCCUGCAUAUGCUAUGAAUGAUGAAUUCUCAAGAGUAUUGCACCAGCAAAUGGAGUUUUUUUCCAGUAAUCCUAAUGCGGAUACGCUAAACCGUGUUAGAGCAGAAGUUAGUGAGGUACGCACAAUCACGGUGGACAACAUUGAGAAGAUUCUAGAGAGAGGUGACAAGAUUGAACUUCUCGUUGACAAAACAGCAACCAUGCAAGAUAGUGCAUUCCACUUCAGGAAACAAUCAAAGCGCCUUCGUCGAGCUCUAUGGAUGAAGAAUGCCAAGCUACUGGCCUUGCUGACGUGUUUGAUUGUUCUGCUCCUGUACUUCAUAAUUGCGGUUGCAUGCGGAGGCAUCACUUUACCUUCUUGCCGAUCAAAAUAAUCAAUUGUGGUCUACAUUGGGUGAUCCUGUUGAAUCCAAACCAUGACAGCAAAAUCUUCAGGUGCCUUAUGGUUGCUUCUAUCAGAAUGCCUAUGGAAAAUGUGUCGUUUCCAGAUAAUUUUACUUGAUUUAUGCUGUCGUGGCUGUAAAGUGGUGUGAUGCACAAGCAUGAUAAUAUCUAGUAUAUCUGUGAUGCAGUUCGCUUCCUCUUAUUCAUGUGUCUACAUAAAUUGGUGGUCUUUUUCGAUUGCGUGUGAUGUAUCUAGAAAAGAACAGAGAAAGCCUACAGAAUAAAAUAUAAUAAGAGGUCUACUUGUUUGUGAA
Salvia miltiorrhiza (redroot sage) is the source of this 1291-nucleotide messenger RNA. RefSeq names its product vesicle-associated membrane protein 714. Gene Ontology annotation, biological process: vesicle-mediated transport. Bases 296 to 967 code for a protein of 223 amino acids. The record is from RefSeq and is a predicted model, not a curated record. Gene Ontology annotation, cellular component: membrane. The transcript is spliced from 4 exons. NCBI's taxonomy places the organism in Eukaryota, Viridiplantae, Streptophyta, Magnoliopsida, Lamiales, Lamiaceae.